Musca vetustissima is the source of this 596-nucleotide messenger RNA. It is a transcript of the gene Vps29, whose product is annotated as vacuolar protein sorting-associated protein 29. Bases 33 to 581 code for a protein of 182 amino acids. Gene Ontology annotation, biological process: retrograde transport, endosome to Golgi; intracellular protein transport. Gene Ontology annotation, cellular component: endosome; retromer complex. Lineage: Eukaryota; Metazoa; Arthropoda; Insecta; Diptera; Muscidae. The transcript is spliced from 2 exons. The record is from RefSeq and is a predicted model, not a curated record.
AAAAACAUUCCUAAACCUCGCCAAAUUUGAAAAUGUUGGUUUUAGUUUUGGGCGAUUUACACAUACCCUAUCGCUGCAGUAGUUUGCCAGCUAAAUUUAAAAAACUACUUGUACCCGGUCGCAUACAUCAUAUUCUGGUUACUGGCAAUCUAUGCACCAAAGAGUCCCAUGACUAUCUGAAAACACUGGCCAAUGAUGUGCACAUAGUACGUGGCGAUUUUGAUGAUAAUCUUUCAUAUCCCGAACAAAAAGUUGUUACCGUUGGCCAGUUUCGUAUUGGUCUGUGUCAUGGCCAUCAAGUUGUUCCUCGCGGAGAUCCCGAGGCUUUGGCAUUGGUGCAACGUCAGCUCGACGUUGAUAUACUUAUAACCGGGCAUACGUACAAAUUUGAAGCCUACGAACAUGGUAAUAAGUUUUACAUUAAUCCCGGUUCAGCCACUGGUGCUUUUAAUCCGUUGGACACAAAUGUAAUACCAUCAUUUGUUCUCAUGGACAUACAAAGUUCAACUGUUGUAACAUAUGUCUAUCAACUGAUCGGCGAUGAGGUUAAAGUUGAACGUAUCGAAUAUAAGAAAAUGUGAAAUGACAACGAGGCG